Acanthosepion pharaonis is the source of this 507-nucleotide messenger RNA. The record is from the annotation of a GenBank genome assembly. Lineage: Eukaryota; Metazoa; Mollusca; Cephalopoda; Sepiida; Sepiidae.
AUGUUUAAGAAUUUUCAUUCUUUCUUUCUUUCUUUUCAUUCUUUCUUUAAUUUUUUUCACUCAUUCUUUCUGUCAUUCUUUCUUUCUUUCUUUCUUUCUUUCUUUCUUUCUUUCUUUCUUUCUGCAGAAUUGUUUUUAGGACCCAAUAAAAUAUUUUUUUUUUCUCUCACAAUAUUUCUAUUUUCUUCUCUCACUCUUGUUUCUUUUUUAGUUUUCAUAAGCAUUGUUUUUUCUUUUAAUUCUGUCUUAUUUGCUUUAUUCUUCAUUCCUUUCUUCAUUUCAUUUCACCUUUCAUUUUCUGCUCCCUCUUCAUUUGUACUCUUUUUCUAUUUAUUUAUUUUCUUCUUUCUUUCGUUAUUUUUCCUUUCUUUCUUUUUUAUUCUUGUGAUUCAAACAAUUUUUCCUUCCCCUACAAUAAGUUUUCUCACCUUCUUUUUCUUUUUUCUGCAUUAUCUUUUUCUUUUAGAUAAGAAAGGAAACCAAUUUUUUGUAUGCUCAAGUUUGUAA